CUGAUGUAAAUGUCCAAAUGGCAAAAAGACGUGAUGAUAAUUCGGUCACUAACAUAAUUGAGAAGCAAGAUUGGCUUUUAGAAAUUAUAUUUUGCCUAAAGUCGAUAUUUACAGUAUACCUUGUUCAGGCUUCGCAUUAUAGACUUGCUUU
Molecule: messenger RNA, 151 nt
Organism: Racocetra persica
Lineage: Eukaryota; Fungi; Glomeromycota; Glomeromycetes; Diversisporales; Gigasporaceae
Source: the annotation of a GenBank genome assembly